Molecule: messenger RNA, 2150 nt
Organism: Camellia sinensis
Lineage: Eukaryota; Viridiplantae; Streptophyta; Magnoliopsida; Ericales; Theaceae
Product: patellin-3
Molecular function (GO): lipid binding
Source: RefSeq, a predicted model, not a curated record
AAUCACUUUAAAAUAUCAAGCUUGAAGGUAUCUCAAAAAAGCUACUCACUUUUCUAACUUCCCAAAAAUUCUCUCCACCAAACACACCUCAACACCUCCCCCACUCAAAUCUCGCCUCCAAAAAUGGCCGAAACUUCCGUUGAAUCCCUCCUCCCUACUGUCACAGAGACAGAGACACCCCUACCGCCGGCGGCGGUGGCGGAGUCUGAGAUACCGGUAAAACCUGAGCCUACUGUAGUAGAAGUAAUUGAAUCGGAGAAACCAAAGCCAAUCGACCCCCAAAAAGUCCCUCAAUCGUUGAUUUCGUUCAGGGAAGAGAGCAAUAGAGUUGCAGAUCUUUCGGAUUCCGAGAGAAAGGCUCUUGAAGAGUUCCGGUUUCUUCUUCAGGAAGCUUUGAACAAGCAUGAGUUCACCUACCCGCCUCCUCCAGCGGCGGCCAAAGUGGAAGAGAUUCCGGCCAAACCCACUUCUGAUACUGCACCAAAACCUCCGGAUACUGAAACCCACAUCUCAGAAGAAUCAGGGAUUGUCAAAGAAAAGUCACCUGAAUCAGUGGUUGUAGAGAAAGAGACUGCUGAGACUUCCAAGACUGAGAUUUCUGAUUCGCCACCCGAUGAGGUUUCGAUUUGGGGCGUGCCGCUGCUCAAGGACGAUACAAGUGAUGUGAUUCUACUGAAAUUCUUACGAGCCAGAGAUUUCAAGGUGAGGGACGCACUUGCAAUGCUCAGGAACACAAUCCUUUGGAGGAAAGAGUUCAAUGUCGAUGCCCUAAUCGAUGAGGACCUCGGCGAAGAUCUCGAAAAGGUUGUGUUCAUGCACUGUUUCGACAUGGAAGGACACCCUGUGUGUUACAAUGUGUAUGGUGAGUUUCAGAACAAGGAAUUGUAUCAGAAAACAUUUGCUGAUGAGAAGAAGAGGAUGAGAUUCUUGCGGUGGCGAAUUCAGUUCCUGGAGAGGAGCAUUAGGAAGCUUGAUUUCAGUCCUGGUGGUAUUUCUACUCUUUUUCAAGUUAGCGAUCUCAAGAACUCGCCCGGCCCUGCAAAGAGGGAGCUUCGAAUAGCCACCAGACAGGCUCUACAGUUGCUUCAGGACAAUUACCCUGAAUUCGUUGCCAAACAGGUGUUCAUCAAUGUUCCUUGGUGGUAUCUGGCAUUUUAUACAAUGAUCAGUCCGUUCUUGACCCAAAGGACCAAAAGCAAGUUUGUAUUUGCUGGUCCAUCAAAAACUGCAGAAACUCUUUUCAAAUACAUAUCUCCAGAACAAGUACCGAUUCAGUAUGGUGGCCUAAGUGUUGAUUUCUGCGAUUGCAACCCUGAAUUCAGCAUUGAUGAUCCAGCCACAGAGAUUACUGUUAAACCUGCAACGAAGCAAACUGUCGAGAUCCAAGUAAACGAGAAAUGUAUUAUUGUUUGGGAGCUACGGGUGGUGGGCUGGGAAGUGAGCUACAGUGCUGAGUACGUGCCUAAUGCUGAAGGUGCAUAUACAGUGGUCAUACAAAAGGCAAAGAAGAUGGCCCAAACUGAUGAACCGGUGGUUUGUAACAGCUUCAAAAUUAGUGAACUUGGCAAGAUUGUUCUCGCUGUUGACAACUCCACCUCAAAAAGGAAGAAGCUUGUUUACAGGUUCAAGGUCAAACCUUUCUGUGAUUGAAGACCUUGAACCACUACAGGUGCUUUUGAUUUAACUUCCAGCGGGGCAGUAUGAGUUCCCCAAUCUCAUAAUAAUACUUGAAGAUGUAUUGGUUUGUUGUGUUAGUAAGUGGCAAGAGAAUUUAUUUGGUGUUUAAAUUCAGAAUUUUUUGGGGGGGCCAUUUAUAUAUUUCUCUGCCUUAUUAUUGGUUCAUAAUCUGUCCUUGUUUCGGUUGGAGUGCAUAGCUUGUGGUGGUUGGCGCAUGAUUUGAAUUUGACUUGGGUCUGUGAGGCUUGGAAGAAGUGUGUAGCGUAGGGGCUAAUGAAUGAAGGAUGUAUCUGAAGGAAGGGUAUCUGCAUUUUGAGAUAUGUUGUUGUAAAACUUCUGUCUAUUUUUGCGUUGGGGUGCUUUGCUUUGUAUAUUUUCCACGACUGGAUGUCUUUUUAUAUGAAUCUUUUUGAUAUUAUAUGUUUAUACUGUUGCAAAUGUACAUUUACAACACUGCCUUCUUGUUUUGUGUC